UCAUGCUUUUGUGUCUGAACAAACAAAGCAAGGGCUGCUUUGAUCUUUUUUACUUAUCUACUCUCCUUUGAAGACUGUCAAGUAUAUUUUUUGAAUUGCUUUUGCUGCCUCUUUUAUAUUUAAGGUUCUGCACUUAAAGGGAUUUCAACAAAUAUGGGAAGAAACUCACUGUUAUAGAUGAAAAUCGUCGCAACACAUACAAGCAACCCCAACAAUUUACCUCUGUAUGCGAGCCACCAGUACUGACCACCUUUGAUGGAGACAAGAAACAACUGGUGCCACAAUCCAAGAUUACAGUCUGUGCCAACUUUGUCCUGUGAUCUUCAAAAGGUUUUCCAGUUGAGGUGCGAAACCGAAAACCAAGAGCUGAUGCAUGUUGUUUCAGAAGAAAUCCUUGCAGACAAAGAAAAUGAGUUUUCUCGGCCAAUGAAAAAUGCACCUGAUUAUGAUGAAGAUCAACUCUUACACUCUUGUCCCAUAAUGAAACAAGCAACUUCAGAUAAUCAACAGUCCCAUGAAAUUGUACCUGAAGUUGGAGCAUCCAGAAAGAAGAAGAGAGCUGCAGCAGAGCAUGUAGCUAAUAUUUCUUUAACUGAUCUUGUUAAGUACUUCAAUCUUCCAAUCGUAGAAGCUUCGAGAAAUUUAAAUGUCGGAUUGACUGUACUGAAGAGGAAAUGUAGAGAAUUUGGUAUACCUCGUUGGCCACAUCGGAAGAUCAAGUCUCUUGACACUCUUAUACACAAUCUCCAGGAAGAGGUUAAUAGACAGGAGAAAGAGGACAAAGCAGCUGCAGCCAGAGCAGCCACUAAGAGGAAGAGAAUGCUAGAAACCGAAAAGAAGGGUAUUGAGAGGAGCCCAUUCAUGGAGUUGCAGGGAGAAACUAAGAGGUUCAGGCAAGAUGUUUUUAAAAGAAGACAUAAGGAAAAAGUUCUGAGCAAGAAAUGCCAACAACCUUCUCCUGAGGUUCCCAACUGCUUCCAUAAUUGA
This is a messenger RNA of Phoenix dactylifera (date palm), 987 nucleotides long. Lineage: Eukaryota; Viridiplantae; Streptophyta; Magnoliopsida; Arecales; Arecaceae. The record is from RefSeq and is a predicted model, not a curated record.